Molecule: messenger RNA, 2712 nt
Organism: Ambispora leptoticha
Lineage: Eukaryota; Fungi; Glomeromycota; Glomeromycetes; Archaeosporales; Ambisporaceae
Source: the annotation of a GenBank genome assembly
AUGGCUUCAAGCAACAGAUCCCUAGAGCAUGGAAACUCAAAAGAACAACCUCUGGUCGGUAAUUAUGUUGUAGGCGUGGAAAUCGGACGUGGUUCUUUUGCAACAGUAUAUAAAGGUUAUCAUAAGAAAACAAAACAACCCGUCGCUAUCAAGUCUGUAUUGCGUUCAAAAUUAACGGGGAAACUAUUGGAAAAUCUAGAGUCAGAAAUAACAAUCCUUAAGGGAAUUCGACACAUUCACAUUGUUCAAUUGGUUGACUGUCAGAAAUCGGAUGCGCAUAUACAUUUAAUCAUGGAAUAUUGUUCCAUGGGUGAUUUAUCGAAUUACAUAAAAAGACGCGGCGAUAUGAAUAAUAAAAACGCAGUAGCUGGGACGACAAUGUCUUCUGGUGGUUUAAACGAAUACGUGGUACUACACUUUUUGAAACAAUUAGCAAACGCGUUAGAAUUUUUACGAUCUCAGAAUCUAAUACAUCGAGACAUUAAGCCACAGAAUCUAUUGCUAGUGCCACCAUCUUCUAACAGAGAGACAAUAUCCUCAUAUGGGUCACCUGACCUUCCUCUUUUGAAAAUCGCCGAUUUCGGCUUCGCUCGAAUACUACCAUCUACAAGUAUGGCAGAAACAUUAUGUGGGUCGCCACUUUACAUGGCACCUGAAAUCCUGAGAUACGAAAAAUAUGACGCGAAAGCGGAUUUAUGGAGUGUAGGUGCAGUGUUAUAUGAGAUGAGUGUUGGUAGACCGCCAUUUCGUGCACAGAAUCAUGUUGAGUUGCUUCGAAAAAUAGAAAAAAAUGGCGAUAAGAUAAAAUUUCCAGGAGAUUCUCCUGUCGUGGUGCAACAGAAUGGUAGCAAUAGUACCCGACCAAGAAAUGGUGAUCGACAUUCUUCUAUAAAUAGUAAUAGCAAUAAUGAUCCUGAGGAACAAAUCAUAAUUAGCGAUGAUUUAAAGGAUCUAAUAAGACAAUUAUUGAAACGAAAUCCAGUUGAACGAAUAUCUUUCGAAGAAUUUUUUAUGCAUCCGUGUGUUGCUGGUGAGCUGCAACUACUAAAUCCUCCUUCAUCAUCCUCAACCACUUCAAAACCAAAGCUUUCUUCUUAUGAAUCUAAAAACAGAACAAAAAAUUAUGUGCGAACCAAUCAUGAUAUCGAAAAUAAUAACUACAAUAAUCACACUAAUCAGCAUAAUAUAAGAGACCGAUCGAGAUCUUCACCUGCCCCCUUAUAUAAAGAUGUGGAUAUGGGUGCUAAUCAUCAUCAGAAUAGAGGUCAUAAUAUACAUAAGACACGCAAUAAAGAUGUUGAGGGAUCGUCACCCAAAGGAAUCAUCGGUUUAGCCAUCACAGGACUCGAUGUACAACAGAAUGCUACUGAGUUACAGAAAAAAACAUCAAAAGAUAGAAUAAAAGCACAAAUAUAUCAACGCACCACUCGAUAUCCGCCUCCAAAUAAUGGACAUCUGGGAAAUGAGAAAUUUGAAUCAUCAAGAACCAACAAUCAUGAUUUUGAUGCCAAUUCACCAUCAGGUUCUUUGUUAAUACAAAAUUCAGAUAAAGAUGUAGAAACCUCCAAGAAACGUGGGGAUGUGGAUAUUCGACGAUUAAGUCGUGCCGAGGAUGAUGUGCUCCUUGAAAGAGAAUAUGUCGUGGUGGAAGAGAAAGGCACAAUAGAGGUUAAUGCACUCGCAGAUGAACUUGUUAUCUCGCCAAAUCUUAAUAAUGGAAUAGUAAUAAAAGACAUCACGAAAGAUGCCAAUAAUCACACAUUAGAUGAAAAAUCUCCUGAUAUGCAAUUUCGUACAAAUGUUCAAUUACCAAAUCCGUCAGCGGCCUACUUUUAUUCUGCUACACCUCCUUUUGCUCUGCCGGUUAAUCAUGAGAGAGGAAACUCUUCUAGUAGUAAUGGUAGUGCUUCGUCAGCUCUUGCUAAGGCUCUAUCUAUGGCUUCUGUACGUUUAUUUGGAAAUGGUGGUUCGCCACCUUCUUGGAGUGAUAGGUAUUCAAAAGCAAAGGGAAACUCUAUUGGAACUAGUGGUGAUGCUACAAGCGAUUCCGAAGAGGAAACUGUUGUUAAGAUUAUUGAGGAUGCAGCGAGAAAAGCUUAUGUGGUUUAUCAGUUUGCCGAUAGUAAAUAUUACCAACUGUUACCACCACCACCUUCUGCUAGCAAUGAUAUAGUGGAUACUACUCCUCUUAAUGCAGGAGCCGCUGUUGUUUUAGCAGAAGAAGCAUUGGUUCUUUAUGUGAAAGCGCUUUCUUUAUUGAAGGCAGCAAUGGAUAACGCCAAGCAAUACUGGGCUGGUAUCGGUAAUCGAAAAGCUGAUUAUCCUGGUAUGAAAGUUGCUUCCCAUAAAUUGAAUAAUGAUAAAGCCGAAUAUGCCAAAUCUAAAUGUCAAACAGAAGACGAACGGGGCGUUGGAGCCGUCCCGGAGAAAUUAUUGUAUGAUCGUGCUUUGGAAAUGAGUCGUCAAGCUGCCCUUGACGAACUAGAAAAUGACGACCUGCUUGGCUGUGAACGAGCUUAUCAGACGGCCAUUUUAAUGCUUAAUGCCAUAUUAGAUAGCCCUCAAGACGAGCAAGAUAACAUGGAUGAAGAUGAUAGACGAAUAGUAAACAAAUUUAUUUUAUCUAUAACCAACCGUCUUAAUUCACUACAAAAAAAAAUCGCACGUCCUGAAGCUAGAAUUCCUACAAGCUCUCAAGGAAGUUUCGGUUAA